Porites evermanni is the source of this 468-nucleotide messenger RNA. NCBI's taxonomy places the organism in Eukaryota, Metazoa, Cnidaria, Anthozoa, Scleractinia, Poritidae. The record is from the annotation of a GenBank genome assembly.
AUGUCCAAGAAAAAAGUUAGAGCAGGCCAUCGAGGAUUUCUAACGGGAGUCCUUCCUGACGUUGACGAGUGCUUAUACAGCUAUGAAGCUGAGAAGAAAGUUGAACUUGUUAAGUGGCACACAGUCCUUAAAGAACGGCUUGACAACAUCUUGCCCCUUGACGAGGAAAUUUAUGCUGAACUCGUAGCCGAUGAAAAAUCCACCGAAGAAGACAUCACAGCAGAGAUAGACAGAGCUGCAAGAUUGAAGGCUGACGUACUUCAAAGACUUGCAGCUAUAGACGAAAAGCUAACUGUGCUGCAGCCUGGAUUGAGCGAGAGUCAAAACAUGAGUGGGUCUCCUUCUAGUCCUUACCAGAAUGUCGUCGAGAACGGAGCGACCUCGAGCUCAGCGAACUCCAAGACCGUCCGGAUUAAACUCCCAAAACUGGAGGUACGAAAGUUUAGCGGAAAGCUGGAAGAGUGGUAA